GAUAAAAUAUGUGGCUAACCUAAUCGUUAUUUACAAUGGCGACGGUAGUCGAGAAGGAACAGUGUGAUGGCGAGCACGGAACUAUGGAUAGAAUGUUUAGGUUGGUUGAGAAGAUGCGGAGUUGCCUUGCCGGAUCACAUUCCGUCUACCAGAAACCUCGAGUGUUUCAGUCAUUACCUGCGCGAUGGUGUCGUCCUCUGCCACUUGAUUCAUCUGCUCAACCCGAGAUCCAUGGAAUUUUUCUUCGAUGUUAGUGAGUUAAUGUUCAUGAAUCCCGACGAAAAUGAGGAACUGUGCCUGCAAAAUAUUGAAGCUUUUUUAAAGAUUUGCCAGUCGGACUUUGAUUUGACCAGUAGAGACUUGUUCGAACCUGCAAUGCUGUAUAAUCUGACUGAUUUCGAUCGCGUUCUUUUCACGUUAUCCCAGCUAUCCAAGUCUCCUAGAGUUGCCAAACUUGGAAUUAUGGGAUUUCCCGUUCCCAAUAUCUCGGGCAGCGAUAACCAAACAACAGCAGAGAAAAUUGGCCAAAACAGUUUCAUGCGAUCGACUUCCAAUAUCUACGAUCCGGCAACUGAAGUGAUGUACAUGUGUCUCCUUUCAAACUUUGAACGUAGCACAAGCUUGACCACGGAAGUUUUGCCAACCGAUCCAGUCGAAAGGGCCGUUCAGAAAAUCUGCGAUGCGGAAAGGAAUUACAUUAAGGUGUUGACCGUCAUGGAGGAAAUGAUGACUGGACCCCUUUCGAGAAUUUUGACCACCCAGGAGCAAUCGACUAUAUUUUAUGGGAUCAAGGAACUGAACCAAAUCCAUCAGCAAAUCCACCGAGAAUUGCUGAGUGUCAUAAGCAGUGAAGUGAAACAGCCUCUGACAAAGUUGUACAUUGUUUUCCUGAAUUGGAAAGACAAGCUGCACAUUUAUCAUAGGUAUGCUGCUAAUUUACCUGUCGCCCUGCAUGUCGUCGGGAAAGUCUAUAGGACAAAGAAAAAUCUAGCAAAGGAAGUCGAGCUGGCGCAGGGAAAUUUGAGAGAUCGCUUCAAAUUGACAAAUCUCCUUCUUCAGCCGAUUCAACACAUAAGCCAAUAUGUCGUUCUUUUUGGAGAAUUAAGUAAAUACAUUCCUGAGAAUCACGAAGAUUACCUUGGGCUUAAGUUUGCUGGCCAGUCCAUGUCAGAGUUCGUUGAUCACGUCAACGCCAUAAAAAAGGACAGUUUUAUUUUACAAUCACUUAAGCACGCCCAGUCAAAAAUUGAUGGCUGGAAACCCAACAAAUUUACUCUGAGAGACUUUGGACGACUUUUUAGAAACGGUUCUUUGAAAGCCAGUUUCUCCACAGCCAGCAACAGCCACGAAAAGAUCAAAUAUCAGGUUUUUCUCUUUAGCCGGAUGGUGGUCUUCUGCACGCCGAAAUCGAAAAUCAGAGGCCUAAGGACGAUAUCACGCAACGAGCAGUUUACCUACCAAUUCCAUCUGCUUCUGCAAAACUACAUCGUUGAUGAGUUGCCAGGUUUAGUUGGCUUUUUUGAAGCUCCUACGACUCCGUGGACGAGUUCGUGGAGAGUGAACGGACCCAAAGGAACAACAAGUGUAACCUUCUACAGCAAAACGCGCGAGGAACGACUGAAGUGGAUUGAGAGCUUCAAAGUUGUCAUGGAUCGGCUUCAUCCUUCGCUGAAUAACAACGAUGCAACAACGCAUACUUUUUUACUUCAGACAUUCUCCUCCAAUGCCGAUUGUUAUGUCUGCCACCAAUUGCUCAAAGGAUUUCUUGAUCAGGGUUAUCGAUGUGCAAAGUGCAGCCAGUCAUUUCAUAAGAAAUGCUUAGAACUUUCCCAAAAGUGUUCGGCUGGUGCUGAAAAGGUAUAUGCCAGCGCAGAUUCUGAAUUUGAAUCUGGAAUUUAUGAAAACGCGUCAUCGAUUCGAUCAUCUUUUCGGUCCGAAGCAUCCUCGGUCCAGUCGGAAGGAGUUUCAAUCCAUCCAGUUAAUUUAUCAGUUCAGCUUUUUGAAACACCAGUCCAGCAGGUGAACGAUACGGACCAGUCAGAUGAUGACUUGGAGUCUCAGCUCUGGUACGGUGGCGCUAUAAGUGCUCCAGAAGCCACUGCAUACCUCAUCGGAACUGAACCGGGAACGUUUCUUGUAAGAAAGAGAGACCCUAAAAGUCCGGACGCUUUGUCUGCACCAUUCGCCAUAAGUGUUGUGAUGAACGUCGAAGUAAAACAUAUUAAAAUACAGUGUUUUAAGACACAGCCUGAAGAAAACGAGUAUAUUACUCUUGGACUAAGUUGGAGCAAGAAUGAAUUCUUUUUAGUUCCUGGUUACACAUUCCCCACCAUCAAUGAUCUUGUAUACUGGUACAGCCACAACUUUCUUAGCGAAGGAGUUACACGGGUGAUGGAUGUUUAUUUGAAAACUCCAUUCAAGAUAAACCACAAUAAGAUGCAGUAUACAUCUUUAUGAAUUCCAGGGAUAGCGUUCCAGUUCAUGCACCUAUUUUUAAAACUAGAUUGCAAUGGUGAACUGCAAUCGGUAAUGAUAUGACCAGAAUCUAAAGAGAAAUAGCAAAAGCUUACAAUUGGUUGUCAUUUGUUUGGCACAUCAUGUAUUGUUUACGGCUAACUUUUGUUUGGUCGUCUGGUUUAUAGCGGUAUACGCAUGGGCCAGGUAACUUUUCAAGAAGCACUUCCUAAUUAAAGUAACUUUUUAUAUGAGCUAUGCCCAUCUGUAGUGUAAGAUUUCGUUUUCUACAAUGUCAACCUCAAGCUUGGAAGGCUAACCGUGUUAGUGAACAUGAAACAUAAGCGCUCUUGUAUCACCGCGGAAAUACAACCAUUGAAACUCUUA
Molecule: messenger RNA, 2841 nt
Organism: Daphnia magna
Lineage: Eukaryota; Metazoa; Arthropoda; Branchiopoda; Diplostraca; Daphniidae
Product: guanine nucleotide exchange factor VAV3
Exons: 15
Coding region: 67-2457 (796 amino acids)
Biological process (GO): regulation of GTPase activity; cell migration
Cellular component (GO): cytoplasm
Molecular function (GO): guanyl-nucleotide exchange factor activity; protein binding
Source: RefSeq, a predicted model, not a curated record